This is a messenger RNA of Pezoporus flaviventris, 4246 nucleotides long. RefSeq names its product nuclear factor of activated T cells 3 (gene NFATC3). Gene Ontology annotation, cellular component: transcription regulator complex. Gene Ontology annotation, molecular function: transcription factor binding; DNA-binding transcription factor activity, RNA polymerase II-specific; RNA polymerase II cis-regulatory region sequence-specific DNA binding. The transcript is spliced from 11 exons. Gene Ontology annotation, biological process: calcineurin-NFAT signaling cascade; cytokine production; regulation of transcription by RNA polymerase II. The record is from RefSeq and is a predicted model, not a curated record. Bases 134 to 3505 code for a protein of 1123 amino acids. NCBI's taxonomy places the organism in Eukaryota, Metazoa, Chordata, Aves, Psittaciformes, Psittacidae.
UGUGUCCCCCCUCAGGCCGCGGCGCCAUCCCGUGUUAUGAGGCGGUCCUGAGGGCGGCGGCGGCGGCGGCCAGUGCAGCCCGGCGCGGCCCGGCAGGGUGACGGCGUCUCGGUUCGCCUCGCCGGCCAAACCCAUGACUACGGCAAACUGCGGCGCCGCCGAUGAGUUCGACUUCAGGCUGAUCUUCGGGGAGGACGGGCAGCCGGGCCCCGGACCGCCGCUGGGGCCUGCAGAUCUUGAGUCAGAUGACUGCGCAUCCAUAUACAUCUUUAAUGUAGACCAACCAUCAUCCUCUGUAAAUCAGCCAAUUUGUAUUCCUCGCCAUGGAUUGCAGUCUCACUCCACUCCUCUCUCACCAUCUACAAGACUUCAGAGUCAUAAGAACUAUGAUGGAACUUGUGAGGUACCAGAAUCCAAAUAUAGUCCACUAGGUGGACCCAAACCAUUUGAGUGCCCUAGUAUUCAGAUUACAUCUAUUUCACCUAACUGUCAUCAAGGGAUUGAAGCCAAUGAAGAUGAAUUGCAUGCAAAUGGCACAGAAAAUGAAUAUAUGGAAAGGCCUUCACGUGACCAUCUGUAUCUUCCUCUUGAGCCAUCAUACAGGGAAUCAUCCCUUAGUCCAAGCCCUGCCAGCAGCAUUUCAUCCAGAAGUUGGUUUUCAGAUGCUUCCUCUUGUGAAUCCAUUUCCCACGUUUAUGAUGAUGUAGACUCGGAGCUAAAUGAAGCAGCUGCUCGAUUUACCCUGGGCUCUCCCUUGGCAUCCCCUGGUGGUUCUCCAAGAGGCCCCAGUGAUGAAUCUUGGCAGCAGCCUUAUGGAUUUGGGCAUGCUUUGUCACCUAGACAGUCUCCCUGUCAUUCUCCUAGAACUAGUAUUACAGAUGAAAAUUGGCUAAGUCCUAGACCAACAUCAAGGCCCUCAUCAAGACCUACAUCCCCCUGUGGGAAGCGACGACACUCCAGUGCUGAGAUAUGCUAUGCUGGUUCUCUCUCUCCUCACCAUUCUCCAACUCCGUCACCUGGCCAUUCUCCCAGAGGAAGCAUAACAGAAGACACUUGGCUAAACACUUCCAUCCAUAACGUACAAGGACUUAAUUCUGGCCUUUCACCAUUUCAGUGUUGUACAGAGACUGAUAUUCCUUUAAAAACAAGAAAGACGUCAGAGGAUCAGACUGCUACUUUAUCUGGAAAAAUAGAUAUCUGUCCUGAAGAACAGGGGAACUUACUGUCAUCCCUUGAAACUGCAGUAGAUGACUGCUCUGGAUCUCAGCACACCUUGAAAAAAGAUUUGCCUGGAGACCAAUUUCUUUCUGUUCCUUCGCACUUUACUUGGAACAAACCAAAGCCUGGUCAUACUCCUAUAUUUCGCACAUCUUCAUUGCCACCUCUUGACUGGCCUUUACCAAGUCAUUACGGGCAGUGUGAACUGAAAAUAGAAGUCCAGCCUAAAACUCAUCACAGAGCUCACUAUGAAACAGAAGGAAGCAGAGGAGCAGUAAAAGCGUCUACUGGAGGACACCCUGUAGUAAAGCUCCUGGGUUACAGCGAAAAGCAAGUAAACCUGCAGAUGUUUAUCGGCACAGCAGAUGAUCGGUACUUAAGACCUCAUGCGUUCUACCAGGUGCACCGAAUCACUGGAAAAACAGUUGCAACAGCUAGUCAAGAGAUAAUAAUUGCCAGCACAAAAGUUCUGGAAAUACCGCUUCUUCCUGAAAAUAAUAUGUCAGCCAGUAUCGAUUGUGCUGGUAUUUUGAAACUUCGCAAUUCAGAUAUAGAGCUCCGUAAAGGAGAGACAGAUAUUGGAAGAAAGAAUACCAGAGUGCGGCUUGUGUUUCGUGUUCACAUCCCACAACCUAGCGGAAAAGUCUUAUCCCUGCAGACUGCUUCCAUACCUGUUGAAUGCUCUCAGCGAUCUGCUCAAGAACUCCCUCAGAUUGAGAAGUACAGCAUCAACAGUUGCUCAGUAAAUGGAGGCCAUGAAAUGGUGGUGACAGGAUCCAAUUUUCUUCCAGAAUCCAAAAUUAUAUUUUUUGAAAAAGGACAAGAUGGACGACCUCAAUGGGAGGUUGAAGGGAAAAUAAUGAGGGAAAAGUGUCAAGGGGCAAACAUCAUACUUGAAGUUCCUCCAUACCAUAACAAAGCCAUUACAGCCGCAGUUCAGGUGCAGUUUUAUCUCUGCAAUGGCAAGAGGAAAAAAAGCCAGUCUCAACGUUUUACUUACACACCAGUUAUAAUGAAGCAAGAGCACAGGGAUGAGGUGGAUUUGUCUGCUGUUCCAUCUUUGGCCCUGCCUCACACAAGCAAUGUCCAAGGUCUGCAUUCUAUCCAAACUCAAUUGCCUUCACCAGAGCAAGGGCAUCCUCAUGACAAUUUACUGUCUACGUCACCCAGGAGCCUCGUGUGUCCUGUUCAACCACCAUACACAGCCAUGGUGACCUCGGCAGUAUCCCACCUGCCACAUAUGCAAGGCAGAAACCUUAGUCCAAGUGAAGAGUGUCGUGUUUUGGCUCCUGCUGUGGUUCCAUCUUUUCAGGUAACAUCAGCACCUCCUGUGAGGCCUUCUUACCAGCCUAUGCAGUCUAAUGAUGUAUACAAUGGGCAGUCUGGUCUUCCUAUGAACUCUGCCUCCAGCCAAGGAUUCGAUGCUGUUUCAUUUCAGCAAGACACAGCUGUACCUCAUUUGAUAAAUCUUAGCUGCCAAGCCCUACCACCAAUGCCGUUUCAUUCUUCAGGCCCAGGUUCUGUGUCAACACCGAGUACAGCAGGACACCCACUAGCACACCCAGCUCAUUCAGGACAGUCAUCUUCUCACCUGCCUUCAAUGGGAUACCACUGUCCAAGCGCUGGGCAGGGCUCCAUCCCACCUGCAAUGAGUCGUUCCCUUGGGCAGUCUUCUCCCCAGCUGCAGCAAGUCCCUUAUCAUUCUACAAAUCCAGCAUCCACUUCAUCCCCAUCCCCAACAGCUUCCCACCCUUUGAUCCAUUCACCGCUGUCAGGACCUUCUUCACCCCAGCUCCAACCUAUGCCUUACCAGUCUCCUAGCUCAGGACCUGCCUCGUCUCCCCCGCCAGCUGCUGUAAGUCACUCGGGACAGCACUCCCCUCAAGCACACAGUCCGGCGCUGAGUGGUCUGAAUGCAGCGUCGUCACUGGUGCACCACCCCACAUGCGAUUCAUCUCCAUUCUCACCAGAUGGGGCAGCUAUUAACAUUAAACCGGAACCUGAAGAUCGAGAAUUGAAUUUUCAAACAAUAGGACUACAAGACAUCACACUAGAUGAUGACAGUUUUAUCUCUGACCUGGAAUACCAGCCAUCAGGUUCAACAGAGAAAUGGACUCAACAUUCAGCACUCAUGUCCAACUCCUAUGUGGAAAAUCUAGAGGUGAAUGAGAUUAUAGGAAGAGAUAUGUCACAGAUCUCAGUGUCACAUGGAACAGCAGUGGCCAGCCAGUCUGCACGAACAUGUCCUGGAUCUCUGGAGGCAAGAAUAUCUGAUGGAAUCCAGUAGCGGAUAAGCUUGCAACUAAACGUCCAUGAAAACAUUACAGUUUCUCUGGAUAUUUCUUCGUCCUUUUCCUCUUUAGACUUACUGUGCUUCCAACUCUGUGGCCUUUAUGAACUGGAACAGUGGAUCCUUGCAAAGCCCUUUUAGUGGGUUACAUUUUUGAUGUAGAGACAGAGCGUUUUAAUUAUAGUUCCUCAAAUGCUGUAAAGAGACUUCGUAAAAUGGACACACAGAAUCUACACCAGAUAUUUUAACUCUUUCAAAGUUAUAAACAAGCUUUGCUUUUUUCAUUUAAAUAGAAUACUUUUAUAUUGUAAGUGCUUCAGAUGUGUGGAGAUGUUAGUUUGCUCUUAUAUUAUUCACAGUACUGAAUGGGGAAAAAGAUCUAAUACACAUCUUCAGUGUGCUGCUUUCCCUUAGAGGUAGUAUAGUUUGUAACUGAUGAUUUGUAACACCUUUCGGUCAUUUUUGAAAGCCUUUAAAGCUUCUAUUGUUUAAUUAUUUUUUUUACUACAGUCUUCCAGUGGCAAAUCAUACCUGUCAUCUGAAGCCAAUGCCAUGGAAGCCAUUGUGUAUGCAAAUACUGUAGUGUUUUCUUUCUUAGAUUCAUAGGAAGCAAAGCCAAAUGUAGAUCUGCACUGUUUAUAAACUGAAAAUAUUACUUGAUAGGCUGCAAAAAGACCAUUCCAUCAUGAAAGUGUUGGGAUAGAAAUGACAUUCCAAAAUUUAGCUUUUAUAACUUUG